Messenger RNA from Aspergillus terreus NIH2624, 1023 nucleotides. RefSeq names its product SGNH/GDSL hydrolase family protein. The record is from RefSeq and is a predicted model, not a curated record. The coding region runs from base 1 to 1023 and encodes 340 amino acids. Lineage: Eukaryota; Fungi; Ascomycota; Eurotiomycetes; Eurotiales; Aspergillaceae. Gene Ontology annotation, molecular function: phosphatidylcholine lysophospholipase A1 activity. The transcript has 2 exons.
AUGGGACCUUCAACUGCCCGGAAUGGGGUCCUCGGCUGCUGGCAUACCAUCGUCUUCCUUAUCUUGACCACGAGCGUCCUUUUGUCACUGGGUCAAACAAUCCAGGCCGAACCCUCGACAACCCACGGACCCGAUGGGUUGCAGAUUCGAGAUGGAAAUCGGGUAGCGCUGCGGAUCAUGCCUCUCGGGGCCUCCAUCACGGCCGGCUACCGUUCUACCGAUGGCAAUGGGUAUCGGAAGUACCUAUGGGAGCAGCUUCGCUAUGAGGGCUGGGAGGUGGAUAUGGUAGGCAGUCUUCGCAGUGGGGAUAUGCAAGACAAUGAAAACGAAGGUCACUAUGGCUACCGGGUCGACCAGAUAGCAGAAGUGGUCAAGAAAUCUUAUCAUUUCCAGCCCAACCUCAUCCUAAUCAAGUAUGUUCACAUCUAUUCCUCACUCCCAGCAGAUGCUUUGAUAGUAACUGUUAGUAGCGCCGGAACCAACGACGCUCUCCAAAACUACAACAUAGACUCAGUCGGAGACCGCAUGAACGGGCUGCUCACCCAGCUAUUCGAUGCCAUCCCCGGCACCACCAUCAUCCUAUCCACCCUACUACAGAACACGCGACAGCCGAUCAAUGUUGAAACAGUCAACAGAGAGUAUCGCAAGCUCGCUGCCCAACGCCGUGCAGAUGGCGACAGGGUUGUGCUGGCAGAGAUGAGCCAGUUUAUCAAAUUCGACCAGCUCAAGGAUGGAACUCACCCCAUAGACCUUGGAUAUAAAGAGAUGGCGUCGGUUUGGUGGGCAGCAAUUGAAACGGCCCAACAAGCAGGGUUUCUCCAGAAACCGAACGGCGUAGGUUCUCUCACUGCCAGCAAUGCGACGUCCAAACAGGCGGUGAAUGCCAACGUCUCGGACCCGGAUCUACCGUACUACAGCGCGGUUCCCCAGCCUGUAUCCAAUCGUGGGCUACAGGCAUUCCGGGAGUAUUGGCAUGUUUUGUUGUUGGUGGUGGCUCUGCAGUUGGUUAUCAGACAUGUUUAA